CAAUUCAAUCUUCAUUCUCCAAUGAUAAUUUUACAUUCCCUGUUCUGUUUAGUUGUCCUGCAUUAUGAAGUGAUAACGGUACAUAGACCGGUUUCUUUUAGAGCAAAAUUGACAAAAUUUCUAUUGUAAUAACACUUGAGUGUAUCAAAAUAUUUAACAUAUAUACAAGGUAUGACAUUUCAACUACAGUUAUUGUUUUAUCAGUGAUUUUGAAUUUGUUCAUUACAAAGUGAGGUUAUGUUGUGUUGAAUCGUGAAAAUACAGUUGAAUAGUUUUUGUAUUUGCACCACGAUGAGGAAAUAUCAUCAACUAAUUCUGGUAAUUGUAACUGUUUCAAGUUUAUCCACUCUAUUAAUGUAUAGACACGAGUACUUGAAAUUGAGGUAUGUUUUAGAAGUACUCAACUUCUUUGGGAACCAACAAGGAACGGUCAAUAAUUGCUUAGUAUUAAAUGAUACUUUUGUAAGAGACACUAAAAGUAGAUAUAUAUUUGGUAACCCAACACCUUCAUGGCUUAAACUAGGGCCUCAUUUUGUUUAUUCAGCGUUUUGGGAGGAGCAAAAUGAAAAAAAUUAUGUACGAGCUUUAGCAAUUGGACCUCCAUCUGCUUUCACUAACUUUGAGUGUCACAUCUGGUUUGAUCAAGGAGACGUCUUGUUCUCAGAAAUGGGGAAGUUUGGAUAUUCUGUUAGGAAUAUUCAUCGUGAUAACGAUUAUAAAGAUUCUAAGACAAAAAUCUAUGAACUUUAUUGUGAACCCAUCGAGACUACACCAGCCGGUUCUCCCCAUGGUGUUAUAUUUAUUCAUAAAAAGCCUAAAAUGAAGAUAAAAACUUUUGUUCCAAUUUAUAAUACUUUGAGUAGGAUUGAAAGCGCAAACUAUUCAGCUGUGUGCGUCAAAGCUGAUGUUACUGGACUGUCAAAAACGUCAAUACUAGAAUUUAUUAGCUACCAUCAAAUUGUUGGAGUAACCGAUUUUCUUGUUUACGAUAACGGUUUACAUCAUAGCAUUCUGUCUGAACUUGAAAUGCUAAUAGGCCUUGAAGGAUUUAUCCGUUCAAUUACCACUCUCAACUGGAACUUUCCCUUUGAAGAUUUAGACCUGCAGUUGGUAUUAAUGGAAAUGGAUUGCCUUGCUAGAACUUCUCGAAAAGUAGAGUUAGUCAGCAUUCUGGAUUGGGAGGAGUAUAUCUUACCCAAGUACUCGAAUAAACCGACUGUUCUGAAGAUGCUUGGAGAAGUGCUAAAAGACGACAGAAAGACAACAUCCUUCGAUGUAUCCACAGUUUUGUGUUGUACUGACAUGAAAAACGACAAAAGUGCUGAUAAGUCUUGGCCAGUUGUGCUUCGCAAAACGCAAUGCAUGCCUUUAGACGUUAAAAAGAGUAUUAUCUAUAAUCCCAAUGUUGAUCAAGAUGUAAGAAAACAAGAUAUGCCUUCAAAUUUCGGAAAAAUAUUCAUUUAUAAAGCCUGUAGCGGGCAAAAAACAAUCACAAAGUAUGAACCAACAAUGGCCCAGUUUCUAGGUGGUCUCAUGACAAGUAAACUUCUCAGACUGAGAAAGUCAGGUACUUUCAUCUUGAAUAGUUGAGUCUCAUACCCCUUCAAUUCAAAUGUUUUAAAUUGGAUUUUUCAUUCCUUUUCCACUCUUAUUUCCUCUAUAGGCUUCAUGUAAAACCUAUUCUUUGAGAACUGUUGCUCACAUUUUCUAUAUCAUCAGAUCUAUAGGCUAAUAAAAUUUGGUGAUGCGUUGAACUUUCAACUGUAGCCUGCAAUAUUAGGCUUUACCUGAAUUCAAGAAUAUAUAUUCUGCAAAAUGAAUAUAUUAUAUUAAGGUUGUAAAGGUACUGUCUAAAGCUGCGUACACAUAAACGCGCCUCCAACCCGCACCGAGCACGCUCCUCCCUCGUACCGCC
This is a messenger RNA of Nilaparvata lugens (brown planthopper), 1915 nucleotides long. RefSeq lists its product as uncharacterized. Lineage: Eukaryota; Metazoa; Arthropoda; Insecta; Hemiptera; Delphacidae. The coding region runs from base 292 to 1590 and encodes 432 amino acids. The record is from RefSeq and is a predicted model, not a curated record. The transcript has a single exon.